AUCCAUACCAUUUUGGUUUUCCCGCUCGCGUUGGUCUUCUCGCGGCCUCGCGCCUCACUUUGACGCCUUUGACGUCCUCGGUUUUGAACCUCAAGAUAAAAAGGCCGAUCUGUUUACGAAAUGGGAUGUCUUUUGCUGCAUCUGUGGCGGACUGCGGCUCCACGGCGAUGGGCACGACCGGUCUCUGUUCCACCGGAGCCGGGCCAAUGGCAAGAACGGUGACGUCAGCAGGCCCCGGCGCGUGGACGACUCGGCGGAACAUCGAGACGCCAUCCGGUGCUUCGGCACUCUGCUGGCCCAGGCCCUGUGUUUGCUGCCGCCGCCCUUGCAGCAGUCGGACUUCAAGGGGUGGCUGCUUCGGCCCCGGCAACUUGCCACCGAGACCGCCAACGUUGCCCACCGAAGACACGGUCGGACCCAAUAGACUCCGGGACCUGAUCGACGUGGACAUGGACUAUUGACCUUGAUCUGCUGUGGCCUGUAGACCGCUGGGCAGGGACGACGACUUCGAGCCCCUUCGGGCUCAAGCUCGGGCAGUGUCUCUUCCGGGCCGCGCCGGGCCCGGGCCGGGCCUCUACCGUGCUGCGUCGGGCCGGGCCUGGAAAUUUCGGCCCGUGCAGCGCUCUACUCUGGACUACGCUGUCGGAACGGUGUAGACAGGGCUGAACUAUCCGCAAAUCCUCUUAACGCAAGUGUGAACAACCCUUCGCUGCCUGGGAAAAAGGGCCAGCCACCAGCCAGGUCAACCUAUGGCAGUGCCAGACCUUUGGACUACAUUUUUCCCCUGAUGAAUGGGAUCGACCAGUCGGAUCAAAUAGGGAAUGGCCACACCUCAGCCAACUACAUGCAACAUUUCCAUUACCUUCCCUAUUUUUGGUGGCCGACACGGCAUGUCCAUUUUGUUGAUCUGUAAUUCUCAAAACCUAUGGCAGUGAUACACAUUAUAGUUUUUGCUUUUCAAGCAUGCCUGCCUUUUUUCAGCACUGCGAAGCAGGAGCGUUGUACUUAAACCACGCUCUUUGAUCGUACCCAGUUGUGUCUUCCUCGAUUCGUGUGGGUCUCUGGACGUAGUCCUUUACCGCAUGUCUAAAGGUGAAGUAAAACUUUCGAAGCACCUGCUUAAUAGAGAAUGAUUGUUUUUGUGUUUGGUUUUCAAACAUAAAAAGAGAAAUUCACUUUUUCAAGAUAUUUAAUAUCUAGUUAGGAUGCUUGUUUUUUUUGUGAUGUGAUUAUUUUAGCUUUUGAAUAUUACACCGCAAUACGAAUGUAAACCCCUGAAUUUCUCUACAUUAUCUGCACGAUGUGUCGCUGUUUCCUUGUUCCUUGAGUUUGUUCUGGUUGGGCUUCUCUGUUGGUGUACUAUAUAUGAAAAGAGCAACUAAGCAAAAUUUAAUCUCCACGCCUAACAAAAAUUGUCCACGCAGCAUUCGACUACGAAUGGCAGAGAACGGACUGCGAGGACAAGGGGGCGGAGCUCUCCUUCCUAGGUGCCGAAUUGCAGAAGCAACCAUGGAAAAUGGACCAGGAAAGGACAGACGGCGGUGAGACCUCUGCCCCCAAUCUUAUGGUGCCCACAGAACUAAGAAUACCAGACUGGAUCGAAGCAUACUAUGGCGACAAAGUGGAUACCUUUGACUGUGACAGCUGCAGGGGCGACACCUUUCCCCCCACCAACUGGUCGGGCCCACAGAAGCCGCAAAUGCACCGACAACUGGACAAGCACCCGUGCCGCUUCUGUCCUCACUCAAGCAAUUCCGCAACGGCUGUCGCCAUCCACGAGAGGACACACACUAACGAGAGGCCCUUCAGUUGCGGUGUUUGCGAGAAAACAUUUGCGCGUAAGGAUUGCUUGACAGCUCACGUUAGAAUUCACACCGGAGAGAAGCCGUUCAAGUGCAACACGUGCAGCAAGGUGUUUACUCUGAAACGCACCUUGGCAGAUCACGAAAGAAUUCAUACAGGAGAGAAGCCAUUCAAGUGCAACACGUGCAGCAAGGCGUUUACUCUGAAAUGCACCUUGGCGGAUCACGAAAGAAUUCAUACAGGAGAGAAGCCAUUCAAGUGCAACACGUGCAGCAGGGCAUUUACUGAGAAAGGCACCUUGGCAGAUCAUGAGAGGACUCACACAGGAGAGAAGCCGUACAGGUGCGAGACCUGUGGUAAAGCGUUUACGGCUAAGAGCGGUUUGCACAGUCAUCGUAAGAUACAUCACAAGUGACCAAAACCCUCACGUGUAUCAUAGUUGUGGAGGGGGUUUGAACGAAACACACGAGCACCGACGUGUGUUCAUUUCGUUUGGCGAUAGACCUGCAGGGGUUCUACUUGCGAGCAGUGCAGGUUUUGCAUGGUUAAAAAUUUUUCAGCCUGUCAUUUAUUGUGUAAACACAAAUAAAAAUAUGAUUUUACCU
Ixodes scapularis (black-legged tick) is the source of this 2408-nucleotide messenger RNA. RefSeq names its product gastrula zinc finger protein XlCGF49.1-like. The transcript has 5 exons. Gene Ontology annotation, molecular function: DNA-binding transcription factor activity, RNA polymerase II-specific; RNA polymerase II cis-regulatory region sequence-specific DNA binding. Lineage: Eukaryota; Metazoa; Arthropoda; Arachnida; Ixodida; Ixodidae. Gene Ontology annotation, biological process: regulation of transcription by RNA polymerase II. Gene Ontology annotation, cellular component: PcG protein complex; transcription regulator complex. The record is from RefSeq and is a predicted model, not a curated record. Bases 1517 to 2218 code for a protein of 233 amino acids.